UUUUGUUUAUCACAAUCUUUGUGGUGAAUUCUGUGGCACAUGUUGUUCAUUUGAAAUUCGAAUAGUCCACCAUAUACACACAAUAAUCGCCAGUCGACGUCUGAAAUCCAUGAUGCACACACCCCGCCUGUCGAAUAUUAAGCGGGCGUCGGUGCUCCUCGUCGCCGCCCUGCUGCUCUAUGUCUUCGUCUUCUCCAGUGGCUAUCAGAAGUACCAGAUCGAGGGCAUUAUCAAGCGGAGUCAACCGGAAAAGGUCUGGGAGUAUGUGGCGGAUUUUAACAAGAUGCGGCUGCUCAAUCCCACCAUUUUAAACUUCAAGAUCCUCGCUGAUCAUGGCCACGCCCACGACUGGCGCUACACGGUGCAAUACACAGAGAGACUAUCCCAUUGGCCGUACUGGCUGAAUACGGCCACGGCCAAGUACGUGGUCACCAAGUCAAUGCCCGGAGUAUCGCCCGUGGCCUAUGCCAUCAAGUCCACGCAUCAGACCUGCUUCUUUGCCGGAUUCUACUGCCUACAAUCACUGAGUGAGUUCACGUUCAGGAACUCGAAUGGUGAUACCCUGGCCCAGGAGAACAUACAGUAUCAGUGUCCACCACUCUUGGGCGGCAUGUGCAGGCGGGAACUGGAGUUCCAGCGCCAGGCGGUGAUGCACAACUUAACGAUAAUAUUCGGAAAACAGAGAGGAUAGCAUGCAAGGACCUAAUUGACUUACCUAACAAAUAUCUUAAUUGCUAAUAAAACACACAACACUUCAUUUUUAAAUGUUAA
Messenger RNA from Drosophila mauritiana, 771 nucleotides. RefSeq lists its product as uncharacterized. The coding region runs from base 110 to 691 and encodes 193 amino acids. NCBI's taxonomy places the organism in Eukaryota, Metazoa, Arthropoda, Insecta, Diptera, Drosophilidae. The transcript is spliced from 3 exons. The record is from RefSeq and is a predicted model, not a curated record.